CUGCGUUGUAAAGGGAAAAAACCCCACGAAAGAAUAACAACACAAAGCAGUGCUUCGCCGCCGCGUAAUCCGCGCGUAAUUGUCUCAUCCGGAUGAGGGUAUAUUCGCUUUUCCCCGCACGCACUUUUUUCGGGUGGUGGACGAAAAUUGGGUGAAACGCACCUGCCGCGAUAGGGAGCACACGGACGCCUGUUUCCCUGCCUGCACCCGCCAAUCCACGUCCACGACGGAGCUCUUCUUCGCCGUGGAGCGCUCGCAGUUCUUAAGUGUUUACUCCUCGUUGGGGGGGGGGCGGCGGCUUCGAUCCAGCGCGAGUGUUGUGGGGGAUCACAGCUGAUCGCCCCUCCUCUCUCCCGGGACUUGAAUAAAAAAAAAAAACGCGCUCCAUUUGACUCCUCCACACUGGAUCGCGAAAGCCGGAGUCUCAGUUCCAGCUGUGCGUUCAACGCCGCUGGACGGAGCGCGAGCGGGCUGUGACAUUUGUGUUUUUCGGGUGGGUUGCCACCUUCACCUUUCCCCCCGGCCAGGCUCCCUCCACGCGCUCGCCAUAUUUAACCGAAGGCCGUAUUAAUUGUAUUUGUUGUCAUUGGCGAAGCGCAGAAAGAGAACCCCGGCUUUGUGCAAGGAAGGUUUUUUUUUUCCAUCUCUGCAAAAUGCUCCGUCCGAUCGCCUCUCCGCGUGGGAACUAAAUAUUCUUCUUUGCUCUUUUUUUGUUGGUACUUUGCGCGGGGGGAUGAUCCUUGAUAAAAUAAUCAGCGUCGCGGUGUCAGCAAAUGCCUGAGCUACAGAGGGAUUUGUGCAGAUUAUCGCCGGACUGCUAUUUUGUUGCCUCGGUCGCGCUCUUUAACUGAAUGUGAGCGGCUUUUGCUCUGCAGCCUUUCCCCCCUGCAGAGCCCCGGCCGCCCGGAACCUCCGGCGGGGACGCCUGUUUAACCAGCCACGCUAUUCAUAGGGGAAGGGAGGAAGAGGGAGGAGGGGAAGCGAACCGUGUUUUUUUUUUUUGCAUUCGCGAGCAAUGACAGCCACAGAGGUGUGUGGACCCAGAUCUGAGGACACGCCGAGUCGGGCGCAUCUGUCCCCACGUGGAUCCGACGGGUACGAGACGCGCUCCGACCGGGCUGAGGCUCCGCUGUUUCCUCGCAGGCUUCCCGGGAUUCCGCCGCUGUGACCCGGGAGACUAACGAAGCGCCACAGCAGCGACCCGCUUGAACCGCUUGUCCCCCUCCCUGUCCCCGUCCCCGUCCCAUCGGACCCGUUUCCACUCUGUACCGGGCGGCUACCGGAGGAUGUGUGAGCCAGGAUGCUGCGCUUCCCCGUGAAGAAGAUCCGGAAGCAGUUCAAGCUCUUGCUGCUGCUGGUGCUGCUCACCUCCGCCGUGUGGUUCACCUACCUGCACAUCAACCAGGGCAAGAACAUCAAACUCCACUUCAACUACGGGAAAGAUGGAGAGAGACAGACAGAGGGGACGGACGCCGGCCGUAAGAGGGACACUCGCUCCUCGGCUGGUCACCACAAGAGUGAGGACACCAGCGACAGCAGGGAGGACGAGCCUGCAGAUGAUGAGUCGCUCGCAGGAGGAGCUGAUGGCAGAGAUUACGCCAGAAUCCGGAGGUUCCUCAACCAACACCACAAGAAAUUGCCAUGGAAACCAGAGGUAAAAUAACUAAACUCCCUUUUAGU
This is a messenger RNA of Gasterosteus aculeatus aculeatus (three-spined stickleback), 1680 nucleotides long. The record is from RefSeq and is a predicted model, not a curated record. Lineage: Eukaryota; Metazoa; Chordata; Actinopteri; Perciformes; Gasterosteidae.